CGGCUUGCAUCACACUCGAUUCACUCACGGUUCGUCAGUUAAACGAUAAACAUCACCGGCUAUAUUCAAGCACUCGAUUGCAUUCACAAUGAGUAAUUUUUUCGAUACCAUUGAUCCGACCAUUUUCCGGUCGUACAUCUUCUGGUGCUCGGUGCUGGGCCUGAAGAUGUUGGUCAUGUCCGUUCUGACGGGUAUGAAGCGACACGCCAAAAAGGCCUUCGCCAAUCCGGAAGACGCGCCCAAGGGCGUUAAGGUAGUCACAAACGAUCCGGACGUGGAGCGUGUCCGCCGUGCACAUUUGAACGAUCUGGAGAACAUCCUGCCCUUCUUCAUCAUCGCUUUCCUGUACAUGUUCACCAAUCCGAGCGUAUUCGUGGCCACCAAUCUGUUCCGGGCGGUUGCCCUAGCGCGAAUUGUACACACCCUGGUCUACGCGGUGUUCGUCAUUCCUCAACCAGCCCGCGGACUUUCUUGGAUGGUGGGCUUCUUCAGCACGGGCUACAUGGCCGUCAAAACGAUUCUGGCGUUCCUCUAGAUUAGUGGUGCUCAACCUGUGGGCCGUGGCUAAAGUAUGCGGUCCGCGGACAUUUUUAGAUAUAUGAAAAUGGAUAAUCAAUUUUUAAAAAUGAA
Messenger RNA from Aedes aegypti (yellow fever mosquito), 630 nucleotides. Its product is annotated as microsomal glutathione S-transferase 1. Gene Ontology annotation, cellular component: membrane. The transcript has 2 exons. The coding region runs from base 89 to 535 and encodes 148 amino acids. NCBI's taxonomy places the organism in Eukaryota, Metazoa, Arthropoda, Insecta, Diptera, Culicidae. The record is from RefSeq and is a predicted model, not a curated record.